Nannospalax galili (Upper Galilee mountains blind mole rat) is the source of this 3334-nucleotide messenger RNA. RefSeq names its product cytoskeleton associated protein 2 like (gene Ckap2l). The transcript is spliced from 9 exons. Gene Ontology annotation, cellular component: cytosol; mitotic spindle; centrosome. NCBI's taxonomy places the organism in Eukaryota, Metazoa, Chordata, Mammalia, Rodentia, Spalacidae. Bases 68 to 2359 code for a protein of 763 amino acids. The record is from RefSeq and is a predicted model, not a curated record.
UCGGCGGGUCCAGGAGGCCGGGACAGCGGGCGCGGCCUUUGAAGAAAGAAACUGUCUCUGUGGUGCCAUGGUGGGGUUGGGUCCCGCCGCCGCCGCCGCCGCUGCCGCCGCGGAAGAACGACAGAGAAAGCUUCAGGAGUACCUGGCGGCCAAGGGAAAGUUGAAGGACCGGAACACCAAGCCUUAUCUAAAAGCCAAGAGUAACCACUCAAAUCCACCAUCUUCUAAAUCUACUGUUAGACCAAGGAAAGAUGUUAGCAAUCAUGCUGUUUUGCCUGUCAAAACAAGGCCCAUCAACACUAAAACUACAAGGCCCAUCAACACCAAAACUACAAGGCCCAUCAACACCAAACUUCAGCCUAAACCAGCCAGUAUCAUGGGGCCCCAGAAGCCAAAGUUGGAACCACCAAAAUUUCCAGGCAAAAGGCUAACUUCAAGAUGUAUUUCUUCUAACUCCAACUGUAAACAGUCCAGCAAGAGUCAGCAGCAGCGUGAAGCUGGAUCACCCACUGCAGGACAGUCAAGGAAACCCAUGCAGUCCACUCGCACGCUGGAACUGAAAACUAAACAGCCACAGGAAGCAGAUGAAGGACAUGCUAAAUGUACAGAUUCUAUGGUGAAUACCCUUGUUGAAAACAAACCUUUAGAUGACUUUCUAAAAGAAAUGAACAAAGAGAACUUUCCCCAAACUUUGUUAGACCCUGAGAAGAAUCCAGACCCUGGAUUAUGUGUCAUAAGUAAGCCAAAGACUAACUGUUGUAACCAAACCAAGAAUGGUUUGGCUCCUAAACAAGUCUUGGGCAAAAGUUUGGUUAAUAAUACUGUUCUGAAAGACAGGGUUAAUCAACAGUUUGUUAGAAAAACACAAAUCAGGACUCAACCAGUGAAAUUACAGCAGCUCUCUAGAGUUGCUGAUUCUGCAAAACCAAGAGAAAACAUUCCAAGACCAGCUCUCUCUCACUUUAUUCAGACCCAAAAUAGAGCUCAAGCAUCAAAGAAACCAGUGCUCAAAAACACACAGGAUAUAAAAGUUAACAGGGGUAAAUAUGGAAAAUCAAAUGAAACUAAAGGACAGUCAUACCCUGCUACUGAACAGAAAAUAAAACAUGCUAAACCUAGUACAUACCCCCACUUACUUCAGAGAGGACAUAACGACAGACAUCCAAACAUCAAGCAAGAUCAGAAAACCAUUCAACAGUGUCUUGGACCCCGGACAUCUUAUGUUCCACAGAAAUCAAGAGUGAUAAACCAGAGGCCUAAUUUGACUGCCAGCAGCUUUAAUUCAGUGGUUCCAAGCACCCCUAGCAUAAGAGCAAAUAGAACCCAUAACAAUAAAUACAAAGACAUCUUGCAACAAAAAGCACAGACUGUGGACUACAAGUUCAAAAAGGCUCUUCCUGGGAACCAUUUUCUGAGCAAGACAGCUUCCAAAACUCGAUCAGGUUUCUCAACUGUAAAUGAGACUAGAGCCCCAAGUGCUACCCAGCCUCAUCCAAAUGUUGAAAAGAAGACAGCAGCAGAGGAUCGGAGGAAACAAUUAGAAGAAUGGCAAAAAUCUAAAGGGAAAACCUAUAAACGACCUCCUAUGGAAUUUAAAACAAAAAGAAAAAUAAUAGAGGAAAUGAACAUAUCAUUCUGGAAGAGCAUUGAAAAAGAAGAGGAGGAAAAGAAAGCACAAUUGGAACUGUCCAAUAAAAUCAACAGCACACUGACAGAAUGUCUGCGGCUCAUUGAAGAGGGUGUACUUUCUAAUGAAAUAUUUACCAUAUUGUCCAGCAUUCCUGAAGCUGAAAAAUUUGCCAAGUUCUGGGUCUGCAAAGCAAAGUUAUUGGCAAGAAAAGGCACCUUUGAUGUUAUUGGGCUGUACGAAGAGGCCAUUAAAAAUGGGGCAACACCAAUACAAGAUUUACGGGAAGUUGUUCUUAGCAUUUUGCAAGAUCCAAGCAGAAACACAGAAGACUCUUUAGCUGCUGAAGCUAAUAUCACAUCAAUGGAAGAGCUGGCGAAAAAGGAAGAAUCCGGGCAGUCUUGUCUUUCUCCAAAAGAGAGAGAGCAGAUUACAGCAACACCCCAGAUAACCAUGGCAGAACUUGGUAACUGUGGUAUCAAGUUACAGAUUGCCCCAAUCCCUAGAAUAUGUGGUAUGCCAGAAGUACAAGACAUGAAGCUCAUCACUCCCGUCAGGCGCUCAACAAGGAUCGAGCGGGCAGUGUCCCGCUACCCAGGAAUGCUACAGGACCAUGAUGUGGUAGUGGCUUCUCUUGACGAGUUACUGGAAGUGGAAGACACAGAGUGCUUUGUAUUCCGUAAAAAUGAGGCUUUGCCUGUAACAUUAGGUUUUCAGAUCCUUGAAUCAUAAUCUUUUCAUGCUCUUUUAAGAAACAAAAACAAACAAAAAAAGAGCAGCUAUUUCAGGGCUUCCAAAAGAUAAGAAACAUCCUUGUCCCAAUGACCUGAAAUAAGUGUACACAGAGACACCGUGAAUGCAAGUGAAUGCAGAUUAUAGACACUUGGGAUUGAAGAAGUAACGCAUUGGGUUUACUCUCAAAUUGUAUGUCCCCAUGGAAAAGCCUUUGAGAUGUGCAUUUUGUUAUAUAGUUUAUGACAGUUUUACAGCAUACAUAAGUUUCAAAAUAUCAAAUAUCUCACAAAUGUAGGGAAAAAAAUUGCACUUUGCUGAUCUACUUUAAUCCCAUUAUAGUUAAUUUUUAUACCCAAAGAUUGAUGCUACUAUGGCAGGAUGGACUUUCCUUUUAGCAUCUACCAUAGAAAGGAGAGCCCAUUCUUACAGUGGGAAGACUGGCGCUUUGAACCCAGCUUGCCAGGCUGCACAGUCAGACCUGGCCUGUUACAGGCUGUGUAAUAAGAUGGUCGUGCCUUUGCUCAGAGAUCACAGGUGACAUUUAUGGUGUUCUGUGACUUCCAUCACUGAGUCCCUACAGGUGAGGGGUAAUUCUUGUCCUCUCUGUGCAGGUCUCUUGAUGAAGCGCAAUCCAGGAUUGGGGUGGCCAUCUAGCUUUUUAUGUAUAAACCUAAUUUUGCAUUUGGUAUUUGGAAACACUUCAAGUAAAAACAAAAGUGGGGAGCAGGGCACUUGAUCAGUUCUUUUCCCUGCCAGCCAGAACGUGGUUAUCCUGAAAAGGCAGUGUGAGGCCCAGAGACUAUGGCAGGGUAUUUUUUCUUCUCCUUGGGCAACUGCUUUUAGAAGGAAAAGCAGAGUCAUUUUGUAAAUACAAUGUAUAGAAAAGUCUAAUCAACACAUUUUUAAAGGUUAGCUUUCUUACUAUUAAGUGUUAUUAAGUAAUAUCUAAAUAAAACAUUAAAUUGUUGUUCA